AUGUCGAUUUCACGAGACUUCGCUCUCCCAGCGGAGCAAGACUCUUCGAUGCAGGACGACAUACAGCCCAGUCGCCAAAGCCAAUCCUCCAAUACCGUUUCCGAAGAAAAGGCCGAGCAACAUGUCCGCUAUAACCUUACUCUCAACACCCAGAACCUCUCUCCACCCCCGGCUGAGCCUGUGCGAGCAGUGCGAUCCGAUACCGAAGUCCAUCGCGAGAUGAAUUUUUCUCCUUCGAUAUUGCGACGCCGACUCACUCGUGUUCCGACGUUCAAGACGAUUGAGGACUACGAUGAGUUUGAUACUACAUUUGGCGAUCGCCCAGGCUGGCAACCCGGUUCUGAGCCUGGCUACGAUCCUAUGCUCCCCGAUGGAGGGCACGCGUCCAUGCCUGCGCUCCAUGCCGCUUGCGAAAUCUCCGUUAUCGACUUUUCGCAAAACGAUAUGGUCAAACGCCACUUCGAUAAUGCGAGUUUCAUCGCCUUCCUGGACCAACCCAAGGAGGAAUGGGCGAGAUGUCGAUGGAUCAACGUCAAUGGGCUUAGUUGGGAUGUCAUUCAGGCCAUUGGCAGCAAAAAGGGCUUGCAUAAGCUGGCUCUGGAGGAUUUAAUGCAAAUACGGAAUCGAACCAAGGCUGACUGGUAUCCAAACCAUGCAUUUAUCGUCAUGACGUUGCAAAAGCUGGUUCAUCUAGUGGACGACGAAGACGACUCGACUGAUACUAGUAGUACCUACUCGUCAAAGACUGCGGGUGCGCUGAGAGGAUCAUUUAGGCAGUUUUGGAAAAGUCGCAAGACGGCAGACCCUGAAAAGAAUUUCGAAAACAAUCUACGAGCUCGAGAAGCAGCAUUGGAUCUACAAGAAACGGGUAUGAUACGAACUCUACAGCGAUACCAUGCUUCUGGAAACGAAGCGCGAACAGAAUUUAUGGAGAGCCACUCCUCCCUUGCGCCUUAUCAGAUGGCUGUUUCAGCAGAGCAGGUCUCUAUCUUUUUGACAUCAGACAACACCGUUAUUUCCUUCUUUGAGGCCUCGGCCGGCGACAUCGAGCGGCCCAUCGUGACUCGUCUCAGCACUCCGGGUACAAUUCUCCGUGAGUCUAACGACGCAUCUCUGUUGUGUCAAGGCAUAAUCGAUGCUAUAAUCGAUCUCGCUAUUCCUUUGACAGCCAUCUAUACGGACAUCAUCGCCGACAUCGAGUUGGACGUUCUUACCGCUCCGAGUAUCAGCCAGAGCAAAAAGCUUUACAUUUGUAUCAGCGAGAUCAACAAGAUGCUCAGUUUCCUGAAUCCAAUCGACAACCUGGUCAAUGUCCUUCGCGAUCACAAAACUUCCAUGACCCACGAGGGCGCCAUGAAGGAACUUGAGAAUCCUUCAUCCGGUGUUAUAGUGACCCCUAUGACGCAUACCUACCUUGGCGAUGUUCUUGAUCACUGUAUCAUGAUCACCGAGGCUCUCCAGCAGCUCAAACAGUCAUCUGAUAACUUGAUCAACCUCAUUUUCAACACCAUUUCAGCUCAUCAAAACGAGUCGAUGAAACAGCUCACCACGGUCACGAUUAUCUUCUUGCCCUUGACAUUCAUCACUGGUUUCUUUGGACAGAACUUUGCCGAGGAGGGGUUUCCAGAGAUCCACCACGGUAUCUGGUAUUUCUGGGCUUGUGCUGUUCCAACUGUUGUGGCUACGAUAUUAAUUCUCAUGAGAGAAAUGAUCUACAACUGGCUCAUUAGGCUCGUGCAGAGAAGGCAUAUUCUCACGCUGAGGAAAAAGAAGAAGAGGUCGAAGCAGCAAAAGUUUAAACUUAAGGUGUGA
Fusarium venenatum is the source of this 1812-nucleotide messenger RNA. RefSeq lists its product as uncharacterized. Gene Ontology annotation, molecular function: cobalt ion transmembrane transporter activity; cobalt ion binding; magnesium ion binding. Gene Ontology annotation, biological process: transmembrane transport; metal ion transport. Lineage: Eukaryota; Fungi; Ascomycota; Sordariomycetes; Hypocreales; Nectriaceae. Gene Ontology annotation, cellular component: plasma membrane. The record is from RefSeq and is a predicted model, not a curated record.